Messenger RNA from Eutrema salsugineum, 3186 nucleotides. RefSeq lists its product as uncharacterized. Lineage: Eukaryota; Viridiplantae; Streptophyta; Magnoliopsida; Brassicales; Brassicaceae. Gene Ontology annotation, molecular function: RNA-DNA hybrid ribonuclease activity; nucleic acid binding. The record is from RefSeq and is a predicted model, not a curated record. Bases 1 to 3186 code for a protein of 1061 amino acids. The transcript is spliced from 2 exons.
AUGGAUUCGACAAAGGUCAUGGACAGAAUUGCAAACUGUCGGAAAGAUCUAGCCAAAUGGAAGCGCUCAUCAAACUCGAACUCCAAGCUUAAUAUGCAGAGAUUAAGUGAGGAACUGGAUAAAGAAUCGGCGAGCACUUCUCCAGAUUUUCAAAAGAUGGCGAACAUCAAACUGGAAUUACUAAAGGCCAUUAAAGAGGAGGAAGUGUAUUGGAGACAAAAGAGCAAGGAGCGCUGGUUACUUGCGGGUGAUAAGAAUACAAGCUUCUUUCAUGGGAAAGUUAAAACGCGAAGAAUGCGCAAUAAUAUCGCAGCACUACAAGAUGUGAAUGGUGUCGACAGAUUCUCGGAAGCAGAGAAAGGAAAUAUAGCUGUUGAAUACUUCUCUACUUUGUUUAAAUCCUCCAAUCCCACUGACCUUGCGGAGCUGUUGGAGGGUUUUCCAGCAAGGAUAUCACAGCAUAUGAAUCGAGAGCUUGUUAAACCAGUUACCGAUGCGGAAAUUCAACGUGCAGCGAAGAGUAUUAAAAGUGACAGUGCUCCUGGAGCCGACGGAAUGACGGGCAAAUUCUUCCAACACUUCUGGGAUAUUACAGGCCCUCAUGUCGCAAUAGAGGUUAAGCUAUUUUUCGAAUCAGGUUGCUUACCUCAAGGCUGGAACUUUACGCAGAUUGCUCUCAUCCCAAAGAAGCCAAAUGCGAAUGCUAUGACGGAUCUACGCCCCAUUAGCUUGUGUUCAGUCACAUAUAAGAUAAUUUCUAGCAUUUUAUGUGCUCGCCUGAAACGAUUUCUUCCGAAGAUUGUCUCCCCGACACAGGGUGCUUUUGUCUCAGGAAGACUUAUCUCGGACAAUCUCCUUAUAGCUCAUGAGAUGGUCCACGGCCUACAUACAAAUCCUCACUGCAAAAAGGACUUCUUAGCUAUUAAGACAGAUAUGUCCAAGGCGUACGAUAGGGUGGAAUGGGGUUUUCUCGAUGAGCUUUUUAAGAGAAUGGGUUUCAAUGACAAAUGGAGAUCCUGGGUUAUGACAUGUGUGACAUCGGUGUCAUAUACAGUUCUCCUGAAUGGACAGGAACAUGGAUCUAUUCGGCCUGCAAGAGGACUCAGACAGGGUGACCCUUUGUCUCCUUUUCUUUUCAUACUAUGCGCUGAGGCUCUGGUUCAUGUAAUGGAUAAAGCUGAGCAAGAGGGCAGAAUUUCGGGCAUGAGGCUUUCUUCUAAAUGUCCUCCGAUUCAGCAUCUCCUCUUUGCUGACGACAGUUUGUUUUUAUGCCGUGCUUCUUUGAGAGAAUGCUCUGAAUUCUUGCGAUGCCUGAAGCUUUAUGGAGACUCUUCUGGUCAAGUCAUCAAUUUUCAGAAAUCCUCAAUUACCUUUGGGCUGGAAAUCGACCCUAUAUCUCGAAGACUUAUCUCUAAUCUGUUGAAUAUUGAUAAAGGAGGGGCGGGUACUUACCUGGGGUUGCCCGAGUGCUUGAGUGGCUCUAAGCAACAAUUGCUGGCCUUCAUUGGGGACAAGUUGAAUAAACGACUCGGCAGCUGGUAUUCUAAGACUCUGUCUUUGGGAGGCAAAGAGAUCUUGCUCAAAUCAGUAGCGAUGGCACUUCCUGUCUACGCUAUGUCAUGUUUUCGACUGACCAAACACCACUGCCGGAAAAUCACUAGUGCGAUGUCAAGCUUCUGGUGGAAUGCGUGUGAGAAGAAGAAUAAAAUACACUGGGUAGCGUGGAAGACAUUGUGCAGAUCGAAACAGAAUGGAGGUCUGGAUUUCCGAGAUAUAGAGACUUUUAACCAGGCUCUCCUAGCCAAACAGGCAUGGAGAAUCAUGAACAACCCUGACAGCUUGAUUUCCAGACUCUAUAAAGGUCGAUACUUUUCGACUAAAGAGUUCCUCGACUGUGGGAAGGGAUAUAGGCCGUCAUAUGCCUGGCGAAGCAUCUUGUUUGGCAGGGAACUUCUUAAGACAGGCCUCCUAAAAUCUAUUGGCAAUGGGAAUAAUACGAAAGUCUGGAUGGACAAAUGGAUAAUGGACGAACAUCCCCGAAGGCCAGUUAACAAGCAAAUCUUCUACGAUCUGGAAUUAAAGGUUAACUCUCUAAUAUCACCGGAAGGUCGAUGGCGAGAAAACACUGUGAGAGAUCUAUUCCCUCCGAUGGAUGCAGAACGAGUUUUGAAGCUUACCAUCAGCAACUCCAGUGACCGGUUUAUAUGGGCAUAUUCAAAGAGUGGAGCAUAUUCUGUACGGAGUGGAUAUUGGUUGGCAGCAAAUCACCCAACAAUUGCUGAGCCGGUACGAUCUCAACAAGAACAACGAAAGCUUGACUUGAUGAACCGAUGUUGGAAAGUGAAAACCAUCCCCAAGAUUAGAGUUUUCCUUUGGCGAUCAGUUGCAGGUGCUUUGGCUGUGGCUUCACGCCUCAAUACUCGGGGCAUACCAGUGAAUGCUACAUAUAACCUUGAAAGCAAUCUCUCCUUUGUGCUGGAUUAUAUGGAAGACACUACAGUAGCAGCGCAGAUGAGAACGCAGACUCCAUGGAUCCUAUGGGCCAUUUGGAAGAAUAGGAACUCCAUUCUAUUUGCCAGUAAACAGGAAUCUUUGAACUUGAUAGUUCGUAAUGCUAUAGAAGAUGCGAGCUUAUGGGACAAGCUGAAUAUGAAGGCAAAUGAAGAGGAUCGUAACAGGCGUUGCUCAGGUCCUGUCAAUUCCCAUUGGCAACCGCCUCUGAUAGGUUUGUUUAAAUGCAACCUCAAUGCAAAUUGGCGCAAUGAUAAGCUUCAUAGUGGUGGUUCCUGGACCCUGCGUGACCAUCAAGGAACAAUCAAAUACCAUGCAAGAGAAGCCUUUACCCCCUCUGCUUGUAGGAUGGUAGCUGAAUUCAGAGUCUUGAUAUGGGCUAUGCAAAGCUUAAGGGAUCUGCACAUCUCAGAGGUAACGAUUGUCUCAGACCUCCAUGCGGUUGUGGAUGCAAUCUCUGAUCCAUCGAGAUGGCCGAGAUAUCGGGCUUAUACGGAUUACAUCAAACAUCUUCAAGGUUUUUUCUCCGUAUGUUCCUUUGAACUUGAAACGAUAGGAGCAAAUCGAGUGGCUAGGGAAAUCUCUAAGAGCGUGACUCGUGACGGGAGAUUCCAAUCAUACCUCGCUAUAGGAGGACCUUCGUGGUUACAUCAUUUGAUUCACCAAGGUUUUUAA